Messenger RNA from Phyllostomus discolor (pale spear-nosed bat), 3034 nucleotides. It is a transcript of the gene RGL3, whose product is annotated as ral guanine nucleotide dissociation stimulator like 3. Gene Ontology annotation, cellular component: plasma membrane. Gene Ontology annotation, biological process: Ras protein signal transduction; positive regulation of GTPase activity. Lineage: Eukaryota; Metazoa; Chordata; Mammalia; Chiroptera; Phyllostomidae. Gene Ontology annotation, molecular function: guanyl-nucleotide exchange factor activity. The record is from RefSeq and is a predicted model, not a curated record.
AUGGAGGAGAGGGGGCCAGCAACAGACUCAGUGACACCGGACCCUGGGACCUCCCCAAAUGCCAGCCCAUCCUCCCAGGACCAGGGAGGAGGGUACGAGCAUCGUCGAGGGGACUUCCCUAGCCCGAGCGCCGCCGCUGCGGACUGGGGUGAGGAUGGGGGGGAGACUGAGGACGGCGCGGUUUACAGUGUCUCCCUACGGCGGCAGCACAGUCAGCGCCUGAGCCCGAGGGAAGGUCCUGGGGAGAGCCAGGUCCCCCGCCCCAAUGCCAGCACCUUCCUCCAUUACCGCACAAGCAAGGUGCGAGUGCUGAGAGCUGCGCAUCUGGAGCGGCUGGUGUGGGAGUUGGUGUCUGUAGAUCAUGAGCAGGACCCAAGCUUCGUGCCUGCCUUCCUGGCCACCCACCAGGCCUUUGUGCCCACUGCUCGCGUUCUGGGCCUUCUCCUGCCACCACCACCACCACCCCUGCCGCCCUGGGUAGAGAUGAAGAAGACAGAGGGUCAAGAUCUGAGCUUCAACAAGAACCUGAGGGCUGUGGUAUCAGUGCUGGGCUCCUGGCUACGGGACCACCCUCAGGACUUCUGGGACCCCCCUGCCCACUCGGACCUGGGCAGUGUCUGUACCUUUCUGGGUUGGGCUGCCCCGUUUGGAGCCGAGGCCCUGGAAGCAGAGAAGCUUUUGGGAGAUUUCCUAGAGGAGGCUGAGCAAGAGCAGGAAGAAGAGGAGCAGCCCCAGGCUUCUGCAGGACCUCCUGGAACUGCUGGGACCCUCGAUCCAGACUCCCCUGAAGGCUGCUUAGAAGAGGAGGAAGGGCUGGUACAAGAAGGCCCUGAGCUCCUGGACUUCAGUGUAGACAAAGUGGCUGAGCAGUUGACUCUGAUGGACGUGGAGCUCUUCUCCCGGGUGCGGCCCUGGGAGUGCUUGGGCUCCGUGUGGUCCCAGCGGGACCGACCAGGGGCCGCGGGCACUGCCCCUACUGUGCGCGCCACUGUGACCCAGUUCAACGUGGUGACCGGCUGCGUGCUGGGCUCCGUGCUCGGGGUGCCAGGCCUCGCCACCCCUCAGAGGGCUCAGCGGCUGGAGAAGUGGAUCCGCAUUGCCCAGCGCUGCAGGGAACUGCGGAACUUCUCCUCCCUGCGCGCCAUCCUGUCCGCCCUGCAGUCUAACCCCAUAUAUCGGCUCAAGAGCUGCUGGGGCGCGGUGGGCAGGGAACCGUUAUCCACUUUCAGGAAACUUUCGCAGAUUUUCUCGGAUGAGAACAACCAUCUCAGCAGCAGAGAGAUUCUUUCCCAGGAGGAGACCACUGAGGGACCCCAAGAGGAGGAUACUCCCCCAGGAAGCCUGCCUUCAAAACUGCCCCCAGGCCCAGUCCCCUACCUUGGCACCUUCCUCACGGACCUGGUUAUGCUCGACACAGCCCUGCCGGACAUACUAGAGGGGGAUCUCAUCAACUUUGAGAGAGGAGGAAGGUGAUGGGAGAUCCUGGCCCGAAUCCAGCAGCUACAGAAGCGUUGUCGGAGCUACUGCCUGAGCCCAUGCCCACCUGUCCUAGCUGCUCUGCGUGCCCAGCGCCAGCUCAGUGAGGAACAGAGCUACCGUGUCUCCCGUGUCAUUGAGCCACCAUCCGCCUCCUGUCCCAGCUCCCCACGUGUACGGCGACGAAUCAGCCUCACCAAGCGUCUCAGUGAAGUUGUCCCGAGAGAGAGAGGCUCAUCCCCUGGUGGGAGUCCUGGGGACCCCUCAUCCCCCACCUCCAGUCUAUCUCCAGGGUCUCCUCCAUCCAGUCCUAGAAUGAGGGACCCACCUCCUGGAAGUCCCCCAGCCUCUCCAGGGCCCCAGGGCCCCAGUACCAAGCUGCCCCUGGCCUUAACCCUGAGCUGUCCUCGAAUCCCUGUUGUGGGGCAGCAGGGCUCAGAGGCCCGAGUCAUCCGAGUCAGCAUCGACAAUGACCAUGGGAACCUGUAUCGAAGCAUCCUGCUCACUAGUCAGGACAAGGCCCCCAGUGUGGUGCAGAGAGCCUUGCAGAAGCACAAUGUGGCCGAGUCCUGGGCCCGUGACUACCAGCUCUUCCAAGUCCUUCCUGGGGACAGGGAGCUCCUGAUUCCUGACAAUGCCAACGUCUUCUAUGCCUGAGUCCAGCCGACACUGAGACUUCAUGCUGCGGCGGAGGGAGGAGGCCAGGCACAACCCCGGUCUGCCCGACCUGAGUUGGCCCUCUGCUGCCUCCAGGACACAGGUCCCCAUGUGGGGAUCAUGGGGUCACCCUGGGGGCAGCGAGGGCACUCCCAUUCCCCAGUAGAGCCCACUGUGCUCCAUACCUUUGUCACCCUCUCCCCCAAGUUUAUUGGUCCCCAUCCAUCUGACCCUCUUGGCACUGGAUCCCUAAUCCAAAGCCAUCAGCUCACAGCAUGGCUGGUGGAGAACUGCAUGCUGGGGAUCAGACCCUUCCCCAGAGAAAUCUUGGUAACUGUUGGAACUGACAGAAGUAGAAGAAAACAGUGACCAAAAUUAUGAAACAGGAGUCAGUCUUUUUUGUUUGGUGCCUGUGCUUCAUGUUCACUCUUCAUUGAGAUAAAAAUGUAAAAGAAAAAACUAAGAGUCCUAAAAACGGGGUUGGGUGAGGCAUGACCAGACACUGGGAGAUGGUGGCUGUCAUGCACACAGGUUUCAGAACUCCCUCCCCAACACUUUUGGGGUGGUAUGCUUCUUUUCUGCUGGUGUAUGGGAGAUGAAGAAGUGAAAUUCCAUUGGAAUCAGAGAUAAAUACCAUUAUCACCCAUGAGUCAAUAAGGGCUGUGGCAGGAAAGGAGAAGCUGAGCUGUCUGUCGGUACUGGGGUAGGAAAAGACACAGGUAGAAAAGGCAGAGGUGGAGUGAGCUGUAGAGCUACUGACAAGAGUCAUAAUAAUGAUAAUAAUAAUAAUAUGCCCAUUUAUGAACUCUACUCUGUGCUGGACAAUAACCAGAGCUUUAUAUUUCACUGUAUUAGUCAGGAUUCUUUUAUGUUUCAAGCGGUCAAAAAUCAAACUCAAAUA